CGUUACUAACAUUGUGUCGGUUAUGUUUUGACGUUUAAUAUGGAAGUAAGUGCUAUGAUACCGAUGCCUUUGGACUUUUCAAUGGUGCGAAACGGAUCGCCGCUAAGGGAUGAAUCGCCGAAGCCAAUCUCGAACAGCGCUUUCAGAGUUGUCACCCCGAAAGGUGUAUCAGCAAGUGAGGCUCUAAGGAAUGGCAUCUGCAAUUCACUGUGGGGUGCAUCCAGCACACGUCCAGAUGGGAGAUUGACACCACCUCCCCAGAAUAUGGACACUUACAACAGUAGAGAUGAAAUCAAAUUUGGAAUAAAUCGUCUGGUAGGCGAACGGACAGAUGAAGAAGAUAGUGAAUCACAUAACAAUGAAACGCGACCGGAAGAUAUAUCACCGUCAUCCCAGUGCGGUAGUCCAUGUUGGGCACCAUCCCCUCCAUCCCCUCGAUCAGUCCGGUCAACGUCUCCUGAACUAGAAGUGGAUUCCCCGCCAUCAUCACCGAGACGACCGCCUGACUCAUCCCCGACUAUAAAAAGAUCAGAGGCAUUUUCCGUAAGCGCACUUCUCAGACCAGACGCACCAAGAACUCAACCACAUAGACCUUUUUUAUAUCCACCCCUACCGUUUGCGGAGUUUCUAAGAGAUGCAGGAAGUCUUAGCCUCCCUGGAUGGGGGGGAUACAGCAAUCUAUACCUCCAUGCUGUUCAAGCAGCUGGUCCUGAGUUAUUGCGACUUCGCGCUGCAGUAUUAGGAAACCCAAGCCCCUUAUCCAGACCCUUGCCAAUUGGAGACGUGUAUUCGUGUGUUAAGUGUGAAAAGAUGUUCAGUACACCACAUGGAUUGGAAGUUCAUGCGCGAAGAUCACAUAAUGGAAAACGACCGUUUGCAUGUGAGCUGUGCAGUAAGACAUUUGGACACGAAAUCAGUCUUAGCCAACACAGGGCUGUCCACAGUGUAGAAAAAGUCUUCGAAUGCAAGCAAUGUGGGAAAACCUUCAAACGAUCAAGUACCCUAUCGACACACCUACUCAUCCACUCUGAUACGCGACCUUAUCCAUGCCAGUACUGCGGCAAGAGGUUUCAUCAAAAGUCCGACAUGAAAAAGCACACCUAUAUUCAUACAGGCGAAAAACCUCACAAGUGUCAAGUUUGCGGCAAAGCUUUUAGUCAAUCUUCGAACCUAAUCACUCAUUCGCGGAAGCAUACCGGUUUUAAACCUUUUGCCUGUGAACUCUGCGGAAGAGCCUUUCAACGCAAGGUAGAUUUACGAAGACACAGGGAGACACAGCAUGCGGAUCUGCGCAACGCUCAGCAUAUACCAUCACAUACUGAUGUUCAUGCCAUGCACUCAGAUAUGCAUGUUUCGGAUCAUAGGAUAGAUCUUCGCACCACUCACCCAGAGCACAUUCGUCCCGACUACCGCGCUCUCAGUACCUCUGUACCGCCCCUACAGCCUCUUCCUUCUUGAAGCUCAACAGCCUUCGCGCCGUGGCGCCAAGGCUGAAUAGGUAUAGAAAGACAAUUUGUGAUUUUACUCAGUAGUGAUGCUUUCUAAAGAUAAUGGGUAAUGUUAACAAUUAGAUUCAUUGUAUGAGCUUUUACAGUAAGUUUGACGGAUUUAUGACGUAUGGUAAUUGGAAUACAGUCUUUAGUAGCUAAGCUUAUCUCGUAAUAUUAAUAGCGCUUUAAAUUAUUGUUUAUUAAACAGUGGCUGUCAUUAACAGGCUCUAAUAACAUCUUUUUCUUCAAUAUUCAUAUGCAAAAGGGGUACCAAAACUGAAUAUCGCUGAAAUUAAGUCGUAAGACGCAUGUACAUAAAUAAUUUGAGAUUAAUUAACUGCAAAGCAUAUAUAUACUGAAACUUUGGAAAGCAUAGAAAUUACCAGUGAGCUGAUAGCUCUGUAAUAAGCUUAUUUUAUAAAUGUAUUUGAUCUCAGUGAAUAUUAUUAGAUAAUUAUUUUAAAAAUUACACUUUACCCUCUAAUUCAUAAAAAAGUCUAGUUUAUUUGUACUGUUUUAACUAAAGGCCGUCUCUUUUUGUCAAAGCUGAAAGACAAUUUGACAGAAAGGGACAAAAAGUACCUCUAGACAGAUUUUACGAAUAAGAGGAUACGAUAAGACACUCGUAGCAUUCCUUUGAUAAUUCCAACAUAAUCUUUAGAUAUGUUUAUUUCAAUUUAAUGAUGUAAAGGCUUAGCCAUUCCAAAAUCCAUACUUUCCAUUCCAUAAUACGAGAUAUGUAAGACUAUUAUACCAAAGAUAAUCCAAAAAUAUUAAACAUUAUUUAUUUUGAUUGUUACAUAUAAAUGUAUUCACGCUUGUUAUAUUUUUUGUAAAUAAUAAGACUUUACGUAUACGUUAAUGUAGGAAUGAUUGUAAAAAGAUGUUUAUAAUAUGCCAAAGUAAAUUCAAAAACGCCAAAAUUUUCCGACGCCCAGUAGGUUGCAAACCACGACUUUGAGAAACAACUUAGUAGACGCAAAAUAUUAUUAAUUAGACAAUUAUUAAUAUUUUACGCAGAUAUAAGCGUCAAUCUUAUGGUAAAGCCGAGCUGGUUUCAAAUACAACAUACCGUUCCAAAUAAAUAAUGAUGAAUUGUUAAUAAUUCAAAGUGCUUUCAAUCAAUUUUAUUAAGAUUGUUAAAUAACAUUGGUUAUAAAACGUGUGAUGUAUCGUUACCAAAAUCUGUGUAAAACGAACACACAUGCAAAAUAUGUGAUCCAAUUAUACCAAAGCAGUCUACAGAAUCAGAAUACUAUACACAUAUUUACAGCAAACUAUUUAUGUAUAUCUUAUAAUAUAAAUAAUUUUGAAUUCCUGUAUAAAACUCGUUACUUUGAAUAAAGUAUGUUAAAAUAAUUUCCUCUUGUACAAAUUACGGCAGAUACUAGUAAAGUAAUUGUUACAAGUUAUAUUAGUACAAUUGUUUAUUUAAGUUAGGAUAAGUUAAAUGUAUAUAAUGUAAACAAAUCCAAAGAAUUCGUGCAAUCAUG
Molecule: messenger RNA, 2983 nt
Organism: Pieris brassicae (large cabbage white)
Lineage: Eukaryota; Metazoa; Arthropoda; Insecta; Lepidoptera; Pieridae
Gene: sens-2
Product: zinc finger protein Gfi-1b
Exons: 6
Coding region: 40-1458 (472 amino acids)
Biological process (GO): regulation of transcription by RNA polymerase II; central nervous system development
Cellular component (GO): nucleus
Molecular function (GO): DNA-binding transcription factor activity, RNA polymerase II-specific; RNA polymerase II cis-regulatory region sequence-specific DNA binding
Source: RefSeq, a predicted model, not a curated record